UUAAAAAGAUAUUAAAAUAAAAAAGGGGGAGUGUGUGUAGGAUUCGGAUUUGGAUUCGCUGGCUGCUCUUAACGAUUUAGCUUUUGGAUGAAAAAAAAAAAAGGAUUCACAUGGCUUUGCCCCUCCCAUCACCCAGAAAUUAACACAGCAACGCAUGAAAACGACUCUCAACUCCUUCAAUAUCUCUUCCUCUUCUUCUUCUCUGUCUGGAUCUUGUAAGAAUCAAAAACCAGAGAUAAACUUUUUUUUUUUUCUGGAAGAACCCAGAAAGAUUCCCUUUUUUGUUUUUUUUGGGGGGGUUUGUUUUCAGGGCAAUGGAAUCUCUCAAGAACAGAACAUUGCUUAAGGUUAUUGUCCUCGGCGACAGCGGGGUGGGGAAGACAUCUCUGAUGAAUCAAUACGUCUACAACAAGUUCAACCGACAAUACAAAGCCACGAUCGGUGCUGAUUUUGUCACUAAGGAGUUGCAUGUAGGAGAAAAACCGGUCACCCUUCAGAUCUGGGACACUGCAGGGCAAGAAAGGUUCCAUAGCUUAGGAUCCGCGUUUUACAGAGGAGCCGAUUGCUGUGUUCUUAUUUACGACGUGAAUGCCCUCAAGACGUUCGAGUCUCUCAACAACUGGCACGACGAAUUCCUCAAGCAGGCGAAUCCCGUCGAGCCCGAGACCUUUCCCUUCGUUUUGAUCGGGAACAAGAUCGAUAUAGACGGUGGAAACAGUCGAGUGGUUGCAGAUAAGAGAGCUACGGAAUGGUGCGGAUCAAAGGGAGGCAUUCCAUACUACGAGACAUCGGCCAAGGAGAAUAUGAAUGUGGACGAAGCUUUCCUGGGAAUUGCCCACAAAGCUCUUUCCAACGAGCGUCAACAAGACAACAUUUAUUUCAGAGACAUGUCUGAAUCUGUGUCAGAAGCGAUAGAGCAAAGAGGAGGAGGAGGAGGAGGAGGUUGUGCUUGCUGAAUCAUAUUGUCUGAUCCAAAACCCCACUGGAUUCUGUUCUAAUAUCACUGUUUUAUUUUGCCCCUCUUUUGUCUUUAUUUUGUUGCAUUUUUUAUUUUUAUUUAUAGGAUUGCGUUUUUUUUCCUCCUAAAUUUCAAUGUGUUCUCUGAUGUUAUUGACUCGUGUAUAGCAUUUUAUAUCUUAUAA
Molecule: messenger RNA, 1142 nt
Organism: Tarenaya hassleriana
Lineage: Eukaryota; Viridiplantae; Streptophyta; Magnoliopsida; Brassicales; Cleomaceae
Product: ras-related protein RABG2-like
Exons: 7
Coding region: 315-956 (213 amino acids)
Cellular component (GO): vacuolar membrane
Molecular function (GO): GTP binding; GTPase activity
Source: RefSeq, a predicted model, not a curated record